Trichogramma pretiosum is the source of this 1275-nucleotide messenger RNA. It is a transcript of the gene Mlc1, whose product is annotated as myosin light chain alkali. The transcript has 6 exons. Gene Ontology annotation, cellular component: muscle myosin complex. Gene Ontology annotation, molecular function: calcium ion binding. The coding region runs from base 202 to 660 and encodes 152 amino acids. The record is from RefSeq and is a predicted model, not a curated record. Lineage: Eukaryota; Metazoa; Arthropoda; Insecta; Hymenoptera; Trichogrammatidae.
GAGCGAUCGCCAGUCGUAGCCGAUAGCUUCUCAAGAUAUAUUCCUGCUAAAAAGCUCGGCGCGUACGGAGCGCCAUCUCGUGCGACGAUACAAAUAAGCGCGAUCGGGUGAGCUUUUUGCUGCUCGGCACUUCUCGUUCCAGCUCAGUUGGGUGUACAUCCAGUUACCAGACAGAACACACACACACACACAGCAGACAUCAUGGCUGAUCUCUCACCCAAGGAAGUUGAAAAGGCAGAAUUCGCUUUCUCGAUCUACGACGCCGACGGUUCGAACUCCAUCGACUGCUUCGAUCUCGGCAACGUACUGCGCGCCCUCAAUGUCAACCCAACAAACGCCACCAUCGAGAAGAUGGGCGGCACGAAAAAGCGCGGCGAGAAGACCAUGACCCUCGAGGAGUUCCUUCCAAUCUUUAGCCAAGUUAAGAAAGACAAAGAUCAGGGAUGCUACGAGGACUUCAUCGAGUGUCUCAAGCUCUACGACAAACAGGAGAACGGCACCAUGCUGCUCGCCGAAUUGACGCACGUACUCCAAACUCUUGGUGAACGUCUUACCGAACAAGAAGUCGAAAUCAUCGCCAGAGAUUGCAUGCCAGAAGAAGACGAGGACGGUUUCAUCAAAUACGAUCCCUUCGUAAAGAAACUCAUGUCUGCACCAUAAGCUGGAUAAAAAUAAGCGUAUCAACCAAAAGUCAUCGAGCCCUCAACCCGUUCCUAAAACGAUUGUGCGAAAGAGCCGUAGAAGGAGCCGAAUAAGAACACACUUGACACCGUUUGUAUGAGAGCGACAUUAUGACUAUCAAGAGAGGAGCACAAUUACAAAAUAAAAAAUAAAGAAAAUAAACACAAAAAUCGUUUAUUACCAUAUUCAUCAUCGUCAUUUAUUAUUUCGUUGUUUAAUUGACCGGUCGAACGCCGCCCCAUCGGUGUUCGGCCGUCACUCAAGAAUUCUAUUCGUUUUUAAGUAAUCAAGUGUUAUUAUUUAUUUAUCAGCAAAAUUUAUGUAUAUGUUAUGAAAAAAAAAGAAAUCAAAAGCCAAAUAAUAAUAUGAAAAUAUACAGCAUUUCCACUACGCGUGACCGAGGCAAUGAAGAGAAAACUUUUUUCAUUGUCGACGUGUCAUCGAAUUAAAUUAAUUUUCAUUGACCACUUACUUUAAUUUUCAUUCAUUCAUUUGUCAAACUUAUUAUUGUAUCGACUCACGCAUAUUAUGAUCUACUAUAUAAAUAUAUAUCGAUAAUUAAUCGAUGUUUAUAAUAAAAUUCUGGAAAAAACA